Panicum hallii is the source of this 1511-nucleotide messenger RNA. RefSeq lists its product as uncharacterized. The coding region runs from base 894 to 1259 and encodes 121 amino acids. Lineage: Eukaryota; Viridiplantae; Streptophyta; Magnoliopsida; Poales; Poaceae. The transcript has a single exon. The record is from RefSeq and is a predicted model, not a curated record.
UCUCCAGCUCGAUCGAUCUCUUUGAUUCGUUUUUGCGUGGUUUCAAAACUCUCUCUUUUUUCAUCCCCUGAAAUGGAGAAAUUCGCUGUAUUGAUUAUUACACCUUGCUUGCGUUUGCAUACGGUGUUUUCCCAUGCAUGACUACAUGGUAAUUGAGUACUCGAUAUAUGCUGCAUGCAUGAGAGGUCCUUAUUCAGCAGCUGCGUCUGUCCGCUUCUGCUGUGGUAGCUACCAUGGUUUAGCAAACUUUUUCUGUUUUUCUUGGGGCUCAAUAGAUGUAUGUAGAGUAGAGACCAUGGAUGUUGCAUAGGAUAGUUAUUGUGAUCCCUCUCCUUGUCUCUCUCAUGGCAUGAGCAGUUAGUCAGAAACUUGUCUUUCGAUCUCAUAAUGGAAGGGAAACAAAAAGAAGAAGAACAGAUGAAGGCGGUAAAAUCAUCAGAAAUAGCAGCGGACAAAAAUUGCUGGAUCCUUACCCGGCGGCCAUGCUAGCACAACACAAGGUGCAGAUCUAAAUCUUGUAUUCUUGUUGGUCAACGGUGGGUGGGUGGGGUGGCUGGGUGGUGGCCGCGCGGUCGUGCUGAGCCAACAAUACAAAUCAACUGGAGCCGAAAGCGCCGAGCGGCCCAUUUUCUGUAUGCACGUCGGUCAGGUCAGCCCAAUAGGCCCAAUAUUCAGCGCAACUCCCUCCCCCCAAAAAGGUCGUGUAGCAUCUCCUAGGCCCAUGUUACGCUCCGCUUGUGGGAAAAGGCCAGGCCCACAUAACAUCUUCCUUGCAGUCCAAGGCACCCAAGGCCCCCCAGCGUCCAGCUCGAGGUCCGCACGGUCCGCACCACACUUCCACACACUCUCUCCCCCUCUCUCUCCCCCUACAAGAAGGCAAGAGGCUGCGUCCAAUGACAGCACGAGGCGAGACGCCAACCCUAGCCCGCCACCUCCGAUCCGAUCCAAUGGAGGCGCCGAAGCGUGGGAACCGCGACGAACCCGCCGCCGCCGCCGAGGGCCGAGGGGGAGGCCGCCUCGCCGCCCUGAGGCAGCUGGUCGAGCUCGACGACCGGCGCCUCCAGGCUUCGGUCUUCUUCCUCGCCUGGGGGUGCUGCGUGAUGCUCCAUGAUACCGUGCUGAACCGCGCGGCCAAUCCGGAGCACGUCCUGGCCGGGUACGGCCUGUUCACCAUCGGCGCCGCGCUCGCGUUCCUCACGCUCAGCGGCGCCGGCCGCGCUGCGGCUCGCGUGGAGGAAGCCCUCAGGGGGUACUUCUAGCUAGCUAGUUGCUAGAUCCGCAGCCAGUAAUCGGCGAUGCGAGUAAAUUGAAUUCCUCCUCGUAGCAUUUCUAGUUCUUUUGGCCCCUUGGCCUAGUCGAUCUGUACAUCUCUAGUGUGAGAAAAUCGAAUGUCCUGGUGUUGUGUAUGUAUAAUUGUAUAUUUGUAUACCCAGUGACCAGCUUGUAAUUUCUCCCUGGGCUUGUAAUUCCGAUUUUCCUCUGAAUAUGCCGUUCGGUGUCUGCAAAUUUCC